Cryptococcus deneoformans JEC21 is the source of this 4233-nucleotide messenger RNA. RefSeq lists its product as hypothetical. The record is from RefSeq and is a predicted model, not a curated record. Bases 160 to 4158 code for a protein of 1332 amino acids. The transcript is spliced from 8 exons. Gene Ontology annotation, molecular function: protein binding; phosphatidylinositol-4,5-bisphosphate 5-phosphatase activity. Lineage: Eukaryota; Fungi; Basidiomycota; Tremellomycetes; Tremellales; Cryptococcaceae. Gene Ontology annotation, biological process: phosphatidylinositol dephosphorylation.
CACCUAUACUUUUCUGUACUUUCCUUCGCCCUCCCACAAUUUUUUAUCUGCACGUCCACGACUGCUAGAGAGCUGCAUCCGCCUUGAGAUCCGCAUUGAGCGGUAUACAUUACCAGGUGCAAGGGAUAUUGGACGCACAUGUUGGCCAGGUCGUAAGCGAUGGCAUCUCCCCCGCACGAGAACGACGAAGAGCGUCCACAGUCGAUAGCUGCUCUCAGAAGCAAGUUUGAGAGCCUCGCAGUCGCUGGUGUGAACUCUGCUCCCACCGACGUACCCUCAGCCAGCAACGGUCAUGCAACUGUCAGCUCUACCCGGAACGGCCUCCUCACUCCCAGGCCAGAAACCCCUGUCGAUGGCCAAAAUGCCAAGCCGGUACCACCACCAAAACCGGCUUCACGUCCCGUAAGCCCUGCGUCUGCAUCGCCAGUCCCGAAGCCUGCGUCUCUGCUUCCGCGUCCUGCACCUCGUCAAGCUCCUAGCAGGCCUACCACUCCCAAACCAUCUUUUCAGACCCAUCACUCAACAUCCUCAGUCACUUCUGUCGUGAGCGCAACAUCGGAUUCCCAUCUCAACCCGUCAGAUACAAUUGCAUCCUCCCCUGCCAUAAUAUCACCUGCUUUACUCCCUGCACCAGCACCGCUUCGCAAGUCUGCCCCUUCUGUCCCCAGCAAACCGCCAUCUGUCGCUGUCACUCCCUCAGGUUCAGAUGGUGAUGAAAAGGAGCCUGUGAUCACGUCUGUAAAGGCUCUUCGUGCAAAGUUCAGCGGUCAAGCUCAGGCUGGCGAAACUGCACUUCGAAAGCCUGGCGAUGUUCCCAAGACAGCAGCGGUGCCGGUCGUCAAGGCUGCACCGGUACAUGAUUCUCCUGAGCCGUUGCGUGCCCCUUCACCUGCACCUAUUCCUGCUCCAGUCAUACAAAGAACGUUAGACGGCAAGACGUCGCCCGUGAUAUUGUCGCCAGCGUCAGAGGGCGAAGCACCUUCAGAUACCAAUGAUUACCCUUCACACCCUAGCCCACCACCUCCUCCUCCCGCACCUAUCUCACGUACGUCCUCACCUGUCCCAGUUCCAGCCUCUUCUGGUCCUCCUCCCAUAAACAGAGCACACAAACCUCCACGAACUGCAGCCAGCCCCGCACCCAUCUCCCGUCCCGAAUCGAAUGCCCCCACACCCAACAGUACACCUCCCCCUAUACCAGGCAACAAACCUGUCGUCCCAUCUCGCAGCUCUAGUGCUCCAGAACCUGCAGUCCCCCCUCCACCGCCAGAGCGCCUUCAACCGCCUCAGCUCCCUGUGCGUCGACCGACCUUUUCUUCGCCAGAUACGCUUGAGCCUAGCACCGCGUCUGUCGUCUCCCCACCUGCACUCGCUAGUACUCCAUUGCUACAUACAAUCCAUGACAAUAAUACUUCUGCUCGUGCUCCUGCGCCUGCCCCCCCACCAUUGCCCGAUCGGUCGAGGGCUAAUACGAUCAAUCGAUCCGAAAGUGAACCGAGCACAACCACCGCAGGCCCACCUCCUCCUCGUCUACCGGCUCGACACGCAGCUAUUCCUGUAUCUGCUAGUGGUGGACCUACGUCCUUCAACGCCAAUGGAAGUGAAAGUACCACCAUGAACCCACCCCCUCCCCCGGCUCAUCCCGCAUCCCCAUCCAAAGCCCGUACCAACUCGGGCGGUCCACCCCCACCUCUUCUUCGGAGUGCUACCAUUAACCGAGGCAGCAGCGUCGGUAGCGGCAAUGGGAGUGGCGGCGGUGGUGGUGGUUCCCCUCCUCGUCGAUCCAACACCAUUUCUCGCGCGGCGCCUUAUACACAAGAGAAGUACUCUGCAUCUGCUACAAGUCUUAGUCUAGGCGAAAAAGAAGUAUAUUCAGACGAAGAUGACGAGCCUGAAGAGCCUGGAGCGGUUACAAACCUGUCCGCCCAAGCGAAAAGGAUGUUGGACGAGUUCCCAGACAUGACAGAAGCUAACCGUCGUCCCCCGGCGUUCGUCCCCGAUAUUCGUAUUAAGGACUGCCACCAUGUUUCGGCUUUUGCUGUUUAUGGCCGAUAUGUAUGCAUGGGCGCACACCAUGUACGAGUCUACGACACCCAGCUGUCGGAUCAUGCGAUUAGUGUGGUAGACUUGAAAGAGACGGGGUUGGAAAGCAGGGGGAAGGACCCGAAAGUGACGGCAAUGUGUUUCCGUCCGGGCGCGACGGAGAGUGAAGAAGGGAGGUACCUCUGGUGCGGUACGAAAGACGGGCAUCUGUGGGAACUUGAUAUUUCCACGGGGGAAGUAACCAGCACCAAGGCGUUUGUACAUACGUCUUCCAUCAGCUAUAUCUGGCGGCACCGGAAGAACAUUAUUUCCUUGGAUGAAGGCGGGAAAUUACUCGUGUUUGAUGUAGGUGAUAUAGAAGGGAAACCACCGACCAUGGCGAGACAAUUACGGAUCGGCGACAAAUUUGGAUUCGCCAAAUUCAUAUGUGGAAAACUGUGGACAUCAAGCGGUCCCCUUACCCGAUCGACUACAUCGUCCGCUACAUCCAAGGGCCCCACCGUCCGGAUAUACGACCCCUGUGCGCCGGGGACGAUGCCCCCGCCUAAAACGAUUUUCGCAACCGAAUGGGCUGGCGCGGUCACAUCGGCGACGUACAUGCCUUUACACCACGACACCAUCUUUCUCGGCCAUGAGGGCGGGUUUGUCAGUGUGUGGGAUGGGAAAGAGUUGGUGUGUAAGCAGGUGCUGAAGAUUAGUUCGACGGAUGUGCUCGCUUUGGAAGGUGUAGGAGAGUAUUUGUGGACAGGAAAUAGGAAGGGACAGAUUCAUGUGUUUGAUAUAAAAGAGAAACCAUGGCUGGCGACGAAUAUAUGGAUUGGGCAUCCCGAUAACCCUGUGCAAUCAUUGGUAGUUGACCCGUACUCGAUUCAGUCUGCGGGCAGAUACACCUGUUGGUCUUUUGCCCGGGACGCGCUACGAGCAUGGGACGGUCUCCUCUCUGUCGAUUGGAUCGACAAACAACUCACUGCACGUCAAUCAUCAUUCUGCACAUUCCGCCCCGCCAACGUUUUGAUCUGUACAUGGAACAUUGACUCUGCCAAACCUACAGAUCUGAAUGGAUCGGUCGCCAAUGCCCAUUUCUUGGAAGAUGUGCUGAGGUCUGUGGAUUCACCGGAUAUCAUCGUGUUUGGCUUCCAGGAAGUCAUCCCGUUGACUGAUAAAAAAUAUACUGCCAAAACUCUUCUUUUCGGAAAUAAAUCCAAGGAUGGCGGGGCAGCAGCAGACAGAGUAUCGCACGCCUAUCGACACUGGCUAGAAAAGCUUCAAUCAGCAGUCAAGAUGGCUUCCCCUUCAAAUUGUCCUUAUGUCAAGAUCCAUUCAGAGAGUCUUGUAGGCUUGUUUACGUGUAUCUUUGUGAAACAGUCGGAGAAGAAUUUCUUGCGGGAUCUGGAUAUUACCACUGUCAAGCGAGGCAUAGGCGGGAUAUACGGGAAUAAGGGAGCUAUUGUCUCCCGCCUCGUGAUGGAUGAUACAUCCAUUUGCUUUAUCAACGUCCACCUCGCUGCUGGCCAGUCUCAAAAAGCUUCGCGGAACGCCGAUCUCGCAGGGAUCCUCGAAGACAAAGCCAUUUUCCCUCCAGCGGACGAGUUGCCGUUUGUUCAUGGAGGGUGUGGGACGGGGAUUUUAGAUCAUGAGAUGGUGUUUCUGAAUGGUGAUUUGAAUUACCGCAUUGAUCAAAGACGUGAGAAUGUCAUCUCGUCUAUUGCCAAUGGCGAGCUAGCCUAUCUCCUUGAGCAUGAUCAACUGCGUAAAGAGAUGAGGACGAACCAUGCUUUCAGAUUGAGGAACUUUGAAGAGGCACCGAUCACGUUUGCGCCGACAUACAAGUACAACCCGGGCACGCACGAUUAUGAUUCCAGUGAGAAGAGGCGUAUUCCAGCUUGGUGUGAUAGGAUUCUGUACAAGAAAUCGCCACGAGUACAAGCCCUCAAUUACCAGCGCUACGAACCUACCGUCUCAGAUCAUCGACCAGUUUCUGCAGGGUAUACGAUAACCCUGAAAGCGAUCAAUUCGUUGAAGAUGAUGGAUGUGAGACGGGAAGUUACUGGAGAAUGGGCGGAACGAGAAAAGGAGUUGCUGGAGAAGAUGCAAGAGGUGUUUGACGGUAUUGAAUGAGACUUGUUGGUGAUUCGGUAUCAUAUGUAGCUCUAGAUUUACUCAGUGGACGAUUCCAUGCAUGCAUGUUCUAUG